Messenger RNA from Budorcas taxicolor (takin), 2377 nucleotides. It is a transcript of the gene PYGO1, whose product is annotated as pygopus family PHD finger 1. The record is from RefSeq and is a predicted model, not a curated record. The transcript is spliced from 3 exons. NCBI's taxonomy places the organism in Eukaryota, Metazoa, Chordata, Mammalia, Artiodactyla, Bovidae. Bases 160 to 1419 code for a protein of 419 amino acids.
AAACUCGCCCCGCGUCCCUGCCGCCCUCGGCCGCGCCUCAGCUCUGAGGCUCGCCUCGCAGCCGCAGCGGCCCCGCGAGCAGGAGGAGGAGCCGCCGCCGCAGCAUCAAAGAGACCGAAUUCCCGCGGCCUGGGGGGGAGUCAUGCUUUGCGGUCUGUAAUGUCAGCAGAACAGGAGAAGGAUCCCAUUUCGCUGAAGAGAGUUCGAGGUGGUGAUAGUGGACUGGAUGGGUUAGGAGGACCAGGUGUGCAACUAGGAAGCCCAGAUAAGAAAAAACGCAAGGCAAAUACACAGGGGCCUUCUUUUCCUCCAUUGUCUGAGUAUGCUCCGCCACCGAAUCCAAACUCUGACCAUCUAGUGGCUGCUAAUCCAUUUGAUGACAACUACAAUACUAUUUCCUAUAAACCACUACCUUCAUCAAAUCCGUAUCUUGGCCCUGCUUAUCCUGGCUUUGGAGGCUACAGCACAUUCAGAAUGCCACCUCACGUUCCUCCAAGAAUGUCUUCCCCAUACUGUGGUCCUUACUCACUCAGGAAUCAGCCACACCCAUUUCCUCAGAAUCCUUUGGGCAUGGGUUUUAAUCGACCUCAUGCUUUUAACUUUGGGCCACACGAUAAUUCAAGUUUUGGAAAUCCAUCUUACAAUAAUGCACUGACUCAGAAUGUUAACAUGCCUAAUCAACAUUUUAGACAAAAUCCUGCUGAAAACUUCAAUCAGAUUCCUCCGCAGAAUGCUAGCCAAGUAUCUAACCCUGACUUGGCAUCUAACUUUGUCCCUGGAAGUAAUUCCAAUUUUAGUUCUCCGUUAGAAUCUAAUCAUUCUUUUAUUCCUCCCCCAAACACUUUUGGUCAAGCAAAAGCACCACCCCCAAAACAAGACUUUAGUCAAGGAGCUACCAAAAACACAAAUCAAAACUCCUCUGCUCAUCCACCUCACUUAAAUAUGGAUGACACAGUGAAUCAGAGUAACAUUGAGUUAAAAAAUGUGAAUCGAAACAAUGUCGUCAGUCAAGAGAAUAGCCGUUCGAGUAGCACUGAGGCUACAAACAACAGCCAUGCAAAUGGGACACAGAGUAAGCCACGGCAGCCGAGAGGUGCCACAGAUACAUGCACCACUGAGAAAAGCAAUAAAUCUGCUCUCCACCCAAGCCGCCACGGGCAUUCUUCCUCUGACCCAGUGUAUCCUUGUGGAAUUUGUACAAAUGAGGUGAAUGAUGAUCAGGAUGCCAUCUUAUGUGAAGCCUCUUGUCAGAAAUGGUUUCAUCGCAUCUGCACUGGAAUGACCGAAACAGCUUAUGGCCUCCUAACAGCAGAAGCGUCAGCAGUAUGGGGCUGUGAUACCUGUAUGGCUGACAAAGAUGUCCAGUUAAUGCGCACUAGAGAAGCAUUCGGUCCACCUGCAGUGGGCAGUGAUGGCUAAUAACAGGCAUUCACUUCGGUGUUUCCCCACCCUCUGUGUAUUACAGAGGGUCAGUGACACAGGAUUUUAAUGUUUUACAUAAUUUUUUAAAUGCAUACAUGAAAAGAUUAUUUACCUUUUAGUUUUUAUUAAUACUCCAUUGCUAGUGCAUAUUUUGUAUUGUCUUGUUUGCUAUCGUAAAUAAGAAUAAUGUAUAUGGGGGUGCAUUAGAAAGUACUAUACAAAUAAAUUUUAGUUAUUGUUAAACAUAAAAGCCUCUUGAAGCUUCAAGAUAAUGUAUAGCAAACGUAGGCAAGUUUUUACUUUUUUAAAAGUUACAGUCAUUGAAAAAUGUGUCAGUUGACCCUUGAACACAAGUUUGAUCUGCAUACAUCCACUGGUUUCCAGUAAACGCAUACUGUCGUACUACAUGAUCCUUGGUGGGUUAAACCCUAGGAUAGGGAAACACAGUUUUGGGGGGCUGGCUGUAAAGUUGUAUGCAGUUUUUUGACAGUGAAGAGAUUGGCACCCCUAGCUCCUACAUUGUUCAAGGGUCAAGUGUAUUUCACUGCUGAACUUUGGCAAUAUCAAAUUAAACAUUUAGUUCAAAGAAUAUUUGAGAAUCCAUGUAAUGUGUUCUCAGAAUAUAUGUAGCUAAAACAUGAAAGCAUACAUUUUAAUGGAUCUUCUAACAAAUAGUAGAGUAUGACACCAGAUUCUUCCCUUACUGGUGUUCCUGAAAUUAGUGACUGUCAUAUUAUCAAGUCAGUCUUUCCAGGAUGUCUGUUUGUACAGAUACAAGACAGAUGUUAACAUAUAGUAGAUGUUCAAUACAUAUUUGUUGAUUAACUUGUGGAUUGUACCACAUGAAAUUGCUAACGUAAGAUCAGUUGAAAAUUGACUACAAUUAGUAGAGUUGUCAUAAAGGGUGUUUUUAGUUGUGCUGUUUAGAAAUAUAACAAUAUUAUGCUCUUCACUC